AUGAUCGUCUCCGGCACAAGAGAUCCCGGACCUCCAUUUGAGGGCGAGCCCGUUUUCUUGAAUCCGACUCCAGUUAUCGAGGCCCCAGCUCCAGCUCAAUUUGGCCUCGGGUACUUUGGUCCUACGUCCGUUGGUCCUGUUUCUUAUGACCCUUUCUUAUACAGACCGCCGCCAGUUUACCCCGUUUGGUUUGACCUUUAUCUGUCGGGCCCUCCUCCCCCAUAUGGCCCGCCGAUCGUAGAUUCCUCGCCUCCUGGCUCUGAAUCCUUUGCCCCAGCUCCUUUGAACAAUGCUUGUACCAGCCUGAGUCCUUUCAUGGCAGCCUGUUACCCUAGCGAGCCUAGGGAUAUUCCAGAGAGCAAAUCCCGCGAGUGCCUUGUCGCGUAUCGCAAAUAUAUGAACUGGCUUCACACGGUGUAUUACUCGUCGAAUUCACCCAACGCCUUUGUGCAAGCCUGGAACCAAGCACUCAAAGAGAUGAAGGAGGCCUUUGGACGUCCGCAUAUCCCCACAGUUUUCCUCCUCUGUCAGUUCCUUGCUGCGGUCAGUGUGAACCACAACACCAUUCCAUGGGUUGAUUCGCUCAUGUUUGAGAAAGGUUCUCUCCCGGCAUCGAUACUCGAUGAAGCCUUUGACGAUUUCCUGGAGUUUGAGGCACAUCGACUGGAAAACCAAACGUCAACCCUAGGUAGCCAAGAUACUUCUGUUGCCAACUUGGAGCAAACUGAAAGUUUUCCCAAGCAAUACUGUCCCUUCCACCAGCGUCUGACCAGACAUCCCGUUGAGGAAUGCUUUCAAAACCCGCAGAACACGAAGCGUAAGCGCAAGUGGAGGCGAAAACAGGCCCGAUUGGCAGCGGCUCUUGAAGCCGAGAAAGAGAGGCUUAGCAGCUCUCAGAUGAACUGA
Penicillium robsamsonii is the source of this 906-nucleotide messenger RNA. RefSeq lists its product as uncharacterized. NCBI's taxonomy places the organism in Eukaryota, Fungi, Ascomycota, Eurotiomycetes, Eurotiales, Aspergillaceae. Bases 1 to 906 code for a protein of 301 amino acids. The transcript has a single exon. The record is from RefSeq and is a predicted model, not a curated record.